This is a messenger RNA of Onychostruthus taczanowskii (white-rumped snowfinch), 5065 nucleotides long. It is a transcript of the gene PRR5L, whose product is annotated as proline rich 5 like. Lineage: Eukaryota; Metazoa; Chordata; Aves; Passeriformes; Passeridae. The coding region runs from base 1471 to 2520 and encodes 349 amino acids. The transcript is spliced from 9 exons. The record is from RefSeq and is a predicted model, not a curated record. Gene Ontology annotation, biological process: TORC2 signaling. Gene Ontology annotation, cellular component: TORC2 complex.
GUAUUCAUACAGCUUGCAGUAAAGUCUUGUCUGCAAUCCCUAGAUAAUGAUUUUGUGUUCAUAAUAGUAAACCCUAACUAGUAGAAGCAAUGGACAGCAGGUAAGGUUCACAGUAGCUCAGGGAGUCUUUGUUUUAAACAUCUGGAGAUAGAAAAAAGAGACAUGAGAAUACCUCUCCUACAAACACAUAUGGCAGCUGUUCUUAUCUAAGCUUACUGCGGAUAUCAACACAACUUUAAAGUGUUAAAGGAUCCCAGCAUGAGCUAAUAGAUUUACAUACUGGUUUUGGAGUAGCAUCAGCUUUUUCCAUUCUGAGACCAGAUACAACUCAGUUGUAAAGUUACAAUUUGAAUUCUCUUAACAAGGAGUGCAUCAGGUUACCAAGCUUUGCCAGUAUGGUGUAUAAUUCACAAAAGGGUCUUAAACAGUUGGACAAAAUUACACCCUUUUGCCAAUUUGGUUUGUCUCCUUUAAGCUCUUAAAAGUCUCAAGUGUUUUCAAUUAAUGAGUAGCUCUCCGAAAGUCAGAGCAAGUAUUUGACUUACAUGUUCCAUGCGACUGCUCCCUGAUUGCAACUAAUUGCGGCUUUUAAUCUCUUUAAGGACCCCGAAUUACACGUGGUUUUUUUCAGCAGUUUCCUGUCUGAUACCUGCUGUAGGCUGUGACAGCAGAACAGAGCAAACUGCACGGCGCUGCGGCUGCCAGAGGAACCUUGAACCAUGAGAUCAAAAUAAAAUAAACCCUAACUUUAAACGGCACAUCCCUUCCCCCGUGCUACACGACCCGUGGUUUUGGCUGGGUGCGCCCCGAGCCGGGCCAGCGAGAAGCCGGCGGAGGUCCAGCAUCUCCCGGCCGAGCCGGCGGGACCCGGGGCCGGGAGCGUCCCGCGGGACCCGGGCCGGCCGCCCUUCCCCAGCAAGGGCCUCCCGAGCUCCUGCAUCCUUUCCAGUGCCUUUCUUUCGCUUAAGGUCAGAAGACUUUAAACUUCCUGACUCCGACGGGACGGGAGGGGUACCCCCAGGCGGAGCGGGGUGGGAACCGGGGAAGGCAGGCGCUGCUGGCCCCGCUCCGCCCGGCCCGGCCCGGCCGGCUCUUGUCUCGGCGGGGAGGAGCCAGCCCGGGGCAGGCUGUAGCAGCAAGGGCUGGCCGGCCGCCAGGAAGUGUAAAAUCCUGGCCGGUGGGUGGCAAAUUUCGCCAGAUCGCGGCGAGGAGGCAGAGCGUCCGUCCGUCCCUCCGUCCGUCCGUGCGGGCGCGGGGAGCGGCAGCCCAGCAGCCCGGCCCGGGACUGCUUCAGUUCCUUCAUGAUGCAGCUCAUGUCACAGCCCGACACAGCAGGGAAUUGCUAGUCCAGGGCUGACUGGUUUUGACUGAGUCCUUGGGCUUGAAUUCUCAUGGACUUUGCUAAGAUCAAUGCUUGAACCUUUGAGAGAAGAGCCUUUCUGAUGGUCCUGCUCCGCUCCACCUGACCCUAUGAAAGGAGGGUUCACCAUAGCUCUGUCCUUUGCACUCCAGUUCCACAAGAUGGGCUCGUUCAGAAGGCCUCGACCUCGCUUCAUGAGCUCCCCUGUCCUCAGUGAUCUGCCUCGGUUCCAGGCAGCCCGGCAGGCCAUGCAGCUCAGCUCCAACUCUGCCUGGAACAGUGUACAAACAGCAGUGAUAAAUGUGUUCAAAGGGGGAGGUUUGCAGAACAAUGAACUUUACACCCUCAAUGAAAAUAUCAGACGGCUGCUGAAGAGUGAACUUGGAUCCUUCAUCACAGAUUACUUUCAGAACCAGCUCCUUGCGAAAGGCUUGCUGUUUAUGGAGGAGAAGGUCAAGCUGUGUGAAGGUGAGGAUCGCAUUGAUGUCCUGUCUGAGAUCUGGGAUCACUAUUUUACAGAGACUCUUCCUACACUCCAGGCAAUAUUCUACCCAGUCCAGGGUCAGGAGUUGACUAUCCGUCAGAUUGCUCUCCUUGGCUUCAGAGACUUGGUCUUGCUAAAAGUGAAGUUGGAAGAAAUCCUUCCCCUGGUCCAGACAAGGGUUCCAGCUUCCAUUGUCCAGAUGCUGUUAAUUCUGCAGAGUGUCCAUGAGCCUACUGGCCCUACUGAGGGCUACCUACAGCUGGAAGAACUGGUCAAGCAGGUGGUAUCGCCAUUCUUAGGUUUGUGUGAGGAUCACAGCUCCUCUGGUAGCACCUGCUUGCUUGAGAGACGGUACUCCAGAUCCUGCCCGAAGGCCCUGACCCCGCUGACAGAGCAGGAGGGCGAGGCUUACCUGGAGAAAUGUGGGAGCGUCCGUCGGCACACGGUGGCCAACGCUCACUCGGAUAUCCAGCUCCUGGCCAUGGCCUCCAUGAUGCACACGGGAAUGGUGGCGGAGGAAUCGGACACUUCUGACCAAUGCCUGCUGCUGCAGCCCAGCUGCUUCGGCCACAGGCAGUGCUCCAGUGAGCCCAGCAUUGCCGACGGCCCCGAGGGAGCUGUGCCUGCAGCCAGUAGGCAGGAGCCUGCCCAGCUGAACUGCACCUCUGUCAGCUAGGAGGAGGCUGGCUGAGCAGUGGAGAACUGUAUGCGCCAAGCUGGACAAAGUGGUGUGUCAUCCCUGCUGGGAAAAAAAGAGAAAAAUAGGAAUUUUGCUCAUGUCAUUGAAAUGGGCUCGAGGGUUCAUAUGGCUGAGGAUGCUAUCUAGAUAGGUUCUUUUGCCAGCCUGAGAUCAUUGUUGAUGGAGGUACCAGGCUGCUCCCAAAUGACCACUGAGGGCUGCAAAGGUUUUGCUGUUGAACAGCACAGUCUGCCUUCUGUAAGUUUUCUCUCUCUAUUAUUAUAAACUUUUUGGCGUCAGGUUUCCUUCUUUUUCUUUGGUAUGAUACAAAUUGAGUUCUUUCUGCUUUUCUCCAUCUUUCCCAAAAAAGUGCUUCUUCUUUGUUCUUUGUCCCUGCAGUGCAGGCCUCUGUGCUCAGUGUUCUUUUGCUUCUGGUGCUUUGUAGUGAGUGCUGAGCACCUAAUUUCUCUUUUAACGAUGAGCUCAGGGAUGAAGCCGUUUGCAUCCUGCAGAAAGAUCUGCUGAGGUGGCUUGUGAGAGGAGGAGAUCCUUCAUUUUGCUUCCCAUGGGCAUGGAUGAAAAGUCCAAAUCAGAAUUGAUCAGAUUUACUUUUUUCCCAGGCCCGAAGAGAACCGAGUAUAUGUGGAGUGUGAGCUGAGUACUUCAUAUGUACUUUAUUUGAUUCCGGUCAUAUCUUGGGGAUUCUGGUAUAAAUUGGGUACAUAGGAUGGCUGGGGUGUGUAAAUUGGGUGCAAAUGUACUGAGCAUCCUGGCACUGGGCAUCAAUUUGCUCUCAAAAUGUCAGUGUUGAUAGGGCUAUGAUGAAAGAGAAAAUCAAAUGGAUAGGAGAUGCUGCACUUGUGUGGGAGAUGUAAAGGUGCUUCUCAGCACUGGGCCAUCGUUACUCCAGAUCGGGAGGUGAUGAUCAGUAUUUCAUCCUGGGCCUUCCCUGGUACUUUUAGCACUCAUGGAUUUCAUGAGACUGAGGACAGUCAGCAGGGUGUGGAAAGGAGUCGUGGCUCAGUGUAUUCAUGAAGUGCUCCUGACCUCCAGUGGUAUCUGACUCAGUGCAGUAUUGCUUUUAAGAUAAAGUGAGGGCUCUUUGCAGUCUUUGGUUUUGUUUUUAUUGUAAAGAUUAGGAGUGGGUCUGGUUUGCAGGUGUCUGUGUCAGGCACUGCAGCCCGCAGCGUCUGCUUUGUAGCAUCGCUUGGUGCUCCAGUGCUGCUUCUGUGGGGACAGAGCCAGUCUGAGCUGUCCCUGGGGUACUCUGCUGAUGUCUUGCUAAGCAGAUUUGCAAGUGUUAUUAUAGGCUUAGAGGUGAACUGCAGUGCUGUCUUAAAUGUCAAAUCCCAUUAAAAAUAUGGACACUUGAAUCUACUCCAAGUGGUACUUGGUAAAUAAGUGUAUCUUGACAAGGAAGCAGAAGGUUAGGAUGAGCCUUUGGGAUGUUUUUUGAAUGCUAUGACAUUAACUGCAGAAUUUUCCCUGCUUCUCUUGGGCAUUAAACAUCUUCUCCAUUGGCUUCACUGGAGUACAGCUCUGACCUGCCAGGAUUUGGCAUUAGUAGCACAUGCAGCAAAAGGAGAGCUGGAUGGCAACAAAGCAUCAGAAAUACCAGCUAUGAGCACAAGCCAUGCUGCCUUGAUAAAUGAGGGUGUUGCUUUGUCUGCUGUGGUUUGCAGUGGUGAGACAGGUACUUGGAAGAGCCUCCUUUUCCCUUCUGUCACUGGAGCUCUUGGCCCUUGGGGAAAGGCCGAGUGUUUGGAUCACCAGCUGUGCUUUCCAUGUCAGGAGAAGAGGUUCAGUUGUGCUGGCUGCCUCCUCCUCCUCCUCAGAGCACCCACAGUCCAGCAGAGGCCAGGAAGAUGUGCCUUUAAGCAGCAUUCCCUUCAGGUGGAUUGUAGGAUAAAUUGCUCUCUUGUUCAUAAAUUGGACUGACCAGGCCAACUUACUGCCAUGUGCCCCAGGGCAGCCAUGAGUUGUGGUGGAGUUUCAGAAUCUCUGUGGUGGCAGCCACAGCAUGCUGGACUCACCUUGGCACAGUCCCUCCAGCGUGGGGCAGAUGAUGGUGUCCUGCUCACAGUUAAUUUCUUUGGCCCCUUCCUGUGAUUUAAAGUCUUCUCUUAGUCACACCGAGGUGUGUGGGAAGUGGUUACCCUGCAGCAUUUCAGUUCACUCUUAUGAAUGCUUUUCUUUCUGUUUCUCCUGUAACCCAUUUGCAUUCUGUAAAUACCCAAACCAUUUUGAUUACAGAGUAGCAGCCUCUUUUAUGGUGAAAACUAGAAUGAUAUAUUUAUUUCCGGACAUAUUCUUGGAUCAUCUCUAGGGCUAAUAGGAAUUAGUCCUGGUUUUAACUUGAAUUUCUUUUGUUUUACACAUAUGUAUGAUUUUAAUUAUUUUGGUUUUGUAUCUGUUACGUUGCAAAAAUUUGCACCAAGCCCUCUGAAUCAUGCACUUGCCCCAUUGUUUUGUUUUUACGGAGAAUUAAAGCUGGUGGCUUUACUUUGUGAACUGAAGUAAACACAACCUGUUCUGUGAACCA